UUUUUUUCUUCCUGAGGUUCCUGGUAGUUUGAAAUAAAUACAUCCCGCUUUUCUGUGGCUUCAAACUACACUUACGCCAAGAAGUUGAUUCAGAUGCCAGUUGUGCAGCCAGUCCAAAGGCGGAGAGUGAGCCCGGGAGCUGGGACCUGCGGGAACAUGAGUGGCUUCUUUGCAAAGGCAACUGAGAGAGAGCCUUUAUUCCUUGUGUGACUGGAACAUUUCUCCAAAUACCUCUUGACUGCAUGAGUCGUGUAGUUCUGCCCUAAACGUGCCCUUGGGCCCCUGUAAAUAAAUCAUCGGAAGAAUUGCUUGGACAGAGCAGUCUUUGAAGGAGGGUCUGUUGAGGAAUCAUGACCAAGAACUUGGAGGUCAUCAAUUUGUCGUUUUUGUUGGAACACGAGAGGGAAACAAUAUUGGGAGUAUUGAAGAGAGAUGAAUAUCUGAAAAAAGUUGAAGAUAAAAGGAUAAGGAAAUUGAAAAAUGAGCUGCUGGAAGUGAGAAGGAAAGGUGGAAACCGCCACAGUCAGCAGGACAGCAGCAGAGUCUGUGUUCGCUGCCAGAAAAAUCUGGGCCUCAUCUUUGACCGGGGAGAGCUGUGCCCGGCCUGCAAGCUCCGAGUCUGCGCCCAGUGUCGUGUGGCGGGCAGCGACGGCCAGUGGAAGUGCUCGGUGUGCGCGAAGAUUGCACAGCUGAGGAUAGUGACAGGUGAAUGGUUUUUCGAAGAGAGAGCAAAGCGCUUCAAACAGUCCAGUGUCCUUGGAACCGACGUUGUCAGACAGUCCAUCCUGCGCAAAUUCCCGGCUAAUGAUGCAGUUUCCAGUAAGGAUGAAGGAAGACUGGAUCAACCGCAGGAGAGUGCAGAAAAACAUCCAGAUGCAUCAGCCUCCUCCUCAAAUGGACAUAAAUCUAUCUUCAGCGGACCUGGAAAGAUAGGGAAGGUGUUUAGGGCGGUUACCAAGGGAGAAGCUGCAGAUCCAGGAGAUGAAGCCGGAGGGCCGGCAGCCUGGGAAGCGGAACGGCGCAGCCUGCGCAGUGGCAGCUCCACGCCGAGCCCGCAGAGGGGGAGCGCCCUCGCCCUGGACAGCAGCGACACGGAGGCUGGUGCCGGCCGCCGGGAAGGAGCUGCGGGCCCCGCGGGCGGAAGCCGCCUCUCCCCUGCAGCCCUGGCCGGGGCUGCGGCGCUGGGCGCAUGCGGCACCACCACAGAGGACACCGGGGUCACUGGCUUAGAAAAUGGCAUCAUUUUUCCUGCAAGUGAAAGUGUACCUGAAGAUUUAGUAAAAAAGCACUGUAGGAAAUCAUCUGGAACACCUUCCAUUGCAGUUUCUAGGGUAUCUUUGUCAUCAGAUCGCAGUCGAUCUGAGAUAGAUUUGAGUGAAUCUUUCUCUGAAGGAAAUGAGGAUGCUCUGAGCAUAAGGAGCAAAUCUGUACCUAGUGCCUUAGAUCAAGACUUGGAUUACCUGGCUGAGACUGAAGAGGAUAUUGAUGACAUAGAGGCCUCUCGUUACUCAAGGAAACAUGGACAUAUGACAAGUGGGUUAUCAACGAACUUCCCAGAAGGUUCUGAUAGAAAAUGGAGCUACUUAAAUGUGCCUGAAGCAGAUGCUGACACUACCAGCAUCAACAGCCUGCUGAGCGUGUACAGCGAAGCGGGUGACUAUGGCAAUGUGAAGGUCAGCGGGGAAAUCCUCCUGCACAUCAGCUACAGCUACAAAACGGGGGCGCUCAGCAUCCUGGUGAAAAGUUGCAGGAACUUGGCUGUGGCAGAUGAGAAGAAGCAAAGGACAGAUCCCUACGUCAAGGCCUACCUUUUGCCGGAUAAGUCCCGCCAGAGUAAACGCAAGACCAAAAUUAAAAGCAACAGCACCAAUCCGGAGUUCAAUGAGACGCUCAAGUAUGUCAUCAGCCACACGCAGCUCGAAACGAGGACCCUGCAGCUCUCUGUCUGGCACUAUGACAGAUUUGGUCGCAACAGCUUCCUCGGGGAGGUGGAAAUUCCGUUUGAUUCCUGGAACUUUGAUAAUCACGGCGAUGAGUGGUUUGUGCUGCAGCCCAAGGUGGAGGUUGCAACAGAUGGCGGGCUGCAGUAUAAAGGAGAACUGACAGUUGUUUUACGCUACAUUCCCCCAGAGAGAAACCUCAUGCUUCCUCUAGGGCAGUUUCAAGGAAAGAAGAGCUUUAAAAAAGGAAGAAAGAGAGACUCUCACUUGCCAUCUGGAGGUAUAUUAGAAGUCCUCAUCAAAGAAGCCAAGAAUUUAACAGCGGUGAAAUCAGGAGGCACGUCUGACACUUUUGUGAAGGGAUACCUGCUGCCAGACGACAACAAAGCUACCAAACACAAAACUCCCAUAAUAAAAAAGAACGUGAAUCCCCAGUGGAAUCACACGUUUGCUUUUAGUGGCUUGAGUUGCCGGGAUGUCCGUAACGCCUGCCUCGAGCUGACCGUGUGGGACAAGGAGUCGCUCUCCAGCAACAUCUUCCUGGGAGGGGUCCGCCUGAGCACGGGGAGUGGUGUGAGUAAUGGCAAGGAGGUUGACUGGAUGGACUCCCAAGGGGAAGAGCAGCACCUCUGGCAGAAGAUGAUCGACAGUCCUGGAACUCCUGUGGAGGGGAUACUAAUGCUGAGAUCCAGCAUGGGACAACGCAGACUCUGAAGGACUCUGAACUACAGAGGGGUGCCACAAGUGCUCACGUCUUCACUGGUGUCCACACUUUUGUAGCUUUGCCCAUAUGAAAGUGGGUCAGGGUUGCACACUUUGCCUUGGCUAUUAAGGCUCCACGUGAGAUUUUAAUGCAUUCUGCACUUUCAUGCACACAUUUUUCACCUUGGCUUCCGAUAGAGGAUUAUUUUUCUCGUGAAACCAGGGAAAAUUUGACCUUGCGCAGAGAUGAAACUGAGCUUUCUCUCUCUGUUCUGAUGAGUGGUAUAUGGCCAAUGGAUGUCCCCUUCUGUAGGGAACAUGGAGUGAGCAAAUUCUUAUUUGACAAGUAAUGCCUCUAGUAUGCAUCUCAUUCUGGAUCCAAAAUGGCCUAAGUCAGAGUCAAAAGACGCAGAGUACAAGCAGAUUCAGAGCAAGUCUGUGUUUUGGUAUUUGGAAUAUGAGAAGCCACGGGGUUCUGAAGGAUAACAAGUAACAUGCGUUUGU
Messenger RNA from Nothoprocta perdicaria, 3146 nucleotides. RefSeq names its product synaptotagmin like 5 (gene SYTL5). The coding region runs from base 351 to 2654 and encodes 767 amino acids. The transcript has 18 exons. Gene Ontology annotation, cellular component: exocytic vesicle; plasma membrane. NCBI's taxonomy places the organism in Eukaryota, Metazoa, Chordata, Aves, Tinamiformes, Tinamidae. Gene Ontology annotation, biological process: exocytosis; intracellular protein transport. Gene Ontology annotation, molecular function: small GTPase binding; neurexin family protein binding; phospholipid binding. The record is from RefSeq and is a predicted model, not a curated record.